This is a messenger RNA of Penicillium canescens, 1965 nucleotides long. Its product is annotated as RBR-type E3 ubiquitin transferase. The record is from RefSeq and is a predicted model, not a curated record. The transcript has a single exon. Gene Ontology annotation, molecular function: ubiquitin protein ligase activity; ubiquitin conjugating enzyme binding; zinc ion binding. The coding region runs from base 1 to 1965 and encodes 654 amino acids. Gene Ontology annotation, cellular component: cytoplasm; ubiquitin ligase complex. Lineage: Eukaryota; Fungi; Ascomycota; Eurotiomycetes; Eurotiales; Aspergillaceae. Gene Ontology annotation, biological process: protein polyubiquitination; ubiquitin-dependent protein catabolic process; positive regulation of proteasomal ubiquitin-dependent protein catabolic process.
AUGACUGAACUAGAGUGCGCCGAGGAUGACCGCUCCGUCGAGCUGUCGUCCAUCGCCGCCAUCUUCCCGGAAAUUCAGAUACAACCUGGGUCACCCUUUAAAGCCGCGCUUGAACUGCCAGUUGUCCCAUCGUCGCCAAUCUCGGUCUGUUUUCAACAGCCAGUCGAUCCUGCACUCAACGCAACCAUUACCCCUCCGACUUCCUUGGAUGAAUCCAAAGGAGAACUCGACCAGCCGCCUGUCAAGGACGUCCAUAUCCUAACAUAUCUACCUCCUCUCAGCCUCGAGAUCGAACUGCCCGAAGGCUACCCUAUCGAGAAACCACCAAUCGUCCAUCUUACGACCGUUUCAUCAUGGCUGCCUGCCUCGGUUAUCGACCGUUUAUCUGACGACUGCCGCCGACUCUGGGAAGAAUGUGGAAAUGAUCUCGUCGUUUAUACCUAUAUUGAUCACCUCCAACAGCUGGCAGAGACAACAUUCGAUAUUCAAUCCGCAUCGGGAGAAGUGUGCUUAUCGCGGGAUCUGAAAGUGGCGCUAUUGGACUUCAAUAUAAAAGCGGAACAAGAAAAGUUUGAACAGGGAACUUUUGAAUGCGGAGUUUGCCUCGAACCAAAGAAGGGUGCGCUUUGCCAUCGAUUGCUGCGCUGCUCCCACGUUUUCUGCGUCGGUUGCCUGCAAGACUUCUACGGAACCUGCAUCCAGGAGGGUGAUGUAGAUAGUGUGAAAUGCAUGGCACCGGACUGCGAGUACAACAAGAGACUUCCAGCACAGGGCGACGGCCAGACGCCACCCCGCAAAAAGCGCGAUCCUAGUAUUGGACCUAGCGAGCUCCUUCAGAUACCGUUGCCUCCGGAAGCAGUUCAGCGAUACGUUUUUCUCAAGCGCAAGAAGAAGAUAGAAGCCGAUAAGAACACCGUCUACUGUCCUCGAGAAUGGUGCCAGGGAGCAGCACGAUCCAAGCGUCACCCAAAACCGGAAGACCCAAUGACCGACGAUUUGGAAGUUUCCGAUGAUGAAGAUGGAUUUGAUCCUCUCGGCCCCGAAGACCAACUGCCUCCAAUGGCAGAACGCGUGGCCAUCUGUGAAGACUGCAACUACGCCUUUUGCUCUGUCUGCAAAAAAGGCUGGCACGGAGAACUAAUACGAUGCUACCCACGGCGCGCAGGCGAGAAAACAGAAGAAGAAAAGGCAACCGAGGAGUAUUUGCGGCUAUACACUUCUCCUUGUCCCACCUGCAAUGUGCCCUGCCAGAAACAAAUGGGCUGCAACCAUAUGCGUUGUUUCCAGUGCGAUACUCAUUUCUGUUACCUAUGCUCAAGCUGGCUGUCCGCCGACAAUCCAUAUCAACACUUCAACACCUUAGAGAGCAAAUGCUACAACCGGCUGUGGGAUUUGGAAGGUGGCGAUGGUAUCAAUCCAGACGGAGCCGAAGCACUCCACCGCAUCCCCGAAGCGCUUCUAGUUUUCGACGAUCCACCACCAGCAAUCAUCCAUGAGGAGGCUGAAGAGAGCGACGAGGAUCGCCCUGCAUUCGAAUUCGACAACGAUGAAGACGACCUGCACGGCCACCGGCAUCCACCUCCACCAGCCCCAGUCCCACCCCGCGUCAAUGCCGGUGGCCGACGACCCGGUCGACGCGAUCAUGCAGCGGCCCGUGCCGCAGCAGCCGAACGCCGAGCCCAAGCUCGCGCUAUGGCCGAAGUAAGACACCGCAACAACCGAGACGAGCCCCGGAGGCCUGUCCGAUGGGCGGAUAUUCCUCCAGCUCCUCAAAAUCCACAAGGACCUCUGGGUUAUCUCGGCCCGCCCCUUGAUGACGAACACGAGCCUAUUGCAUGGGAAAAUAACCACCCUGGCCAACGACAGGAAGACGAGGCUCGUGCUGGCCUCCAGCGCUUUCUAGCUCUCGUGCAAAACGACCGCGAGGAUGAAUGGGAUAGCGAUGAGUUGAACGAUGACUUUUGA